Molecule: messenger RNA, 1296 nt
Organism: Mus musculus (house mouse)
Lineage: Eukaryota; Metazoa; Chordata; Mammalia; Rodentia; Muridae
Gene: Ifi44l
Product: interferon-induced protein 44 like
Biological process (GO): response to virus
Cellular component (GO): cytoplasm
Source: RefSeq, marked validated
CAGUUCAACCCCUGUGAGCCGAUGAAGCCGAAGCACUCCCCUCACGCCGCCUCUCCGCCUCUGAAGGACAGGAUUCACUGCGUGGCUUUUGUCCUAGACAUCAACUCUGUUAAUACACUAUCUGAUAAAAUGGUGGCAAAGCUGAAAAAAAUUCGCAAAGAUGUAGUAGACUGUGGUAUAGGAUAUGUAGCCUUGCUUACAAAUGUGGAGGAGUAUGAUGAAGUUCUUGAUGACAGUUUUGCAAACAUGACAGAAACUGUGACUUCUCUAAGCCAGGUUCAGAAUGUCCAAAAAUGGCUAAAUAUUCCUAUAGCCAAUAUCUUGAUGGUCAGCAAUUAUGCUUCAGAGCGAAGGUUGGAGCCUAUGAAGGAUAUUCUGGUCUUUGCUGCUCUCAGGCAGAUGUUGAGGGCUGCGGAUGAUGCCUUAGAGGACUUGCCUCUCGAGGAUACUGGUAACCUGGCUCCUUUCUAAAGCACUGCCUUUUGGGAAACCCUCAGCUGUAGUUCACUGGGGUGUUUGGGGACCAUUUUCCUAGCCCUGACAUGUAUUGUAAUAUGUGCUAGCUUCUGCUUUUGCUUGCCUUGUUUUGGAGCAAUCUGAGGAUUGGCACAUGCUGCUGUGACAUUAGUGUCCCUGGAUUUAGUUUAAACCUGAUUGCCCCAAGAAGAGGCACUCUGCUGAAAGCCUUUGUUAAUGUUCGCUGUCCUUCAACAAUGAGUCACAUAUUAAAAAUGCAAACCCUGAGAAGUGGAGAGAGAGAGAGGUCCUCGGAAAAAUGGGCUUCCAUAUGCCCACACCAUGUACAGUUUUAUAUGUGGAGGACAGAGGUGUCAGAUCCCCCCCGGAACUGAAACAGGCUCAUGAACCAUCCAGUGUGUGUACACAUCUACAUGUGUCUUUCUCAAGCUCCUUAGGCAAAACAAACUUGGCUUUGCUUUUCCUUCUCCAGUACAUUAUACAACUCUAUGUACCGGAAUUGACUGCACAGUAGUUAGAAAAUGAUGUAGAUGUCUGCUAUUCCAAAUGGAGCAUGAGUUCUCGAGAAACAGGACUGGAUUUGCCUUGUAGUCCCAAAGCUCAUCACAAGGUCUACUAAGCAUUAAGGAUCCUCAUUAUAAGUCCUCUGUACCACUUUUUUUUUUUCUAACAAUGAUAUUUACUUAGUUCACUUGUCUCUGGUUGAAAGCAUGCAUGUCUCUAAACACAUUUAAAGGAAUUGAAAAGAGCCAAUAUUUGUUAACAACUUGUUUAAUUAUAGUACUGUUUUAAUUUCAUGAAAUAAAGUUUCUGCCUGAA